CGCGCCAGUUACUCGGGCGGCCGGGGGCCGCCAUUUUCUUCCAGCAAAGGACAGCAGUUCAGAGCAUAGGUAGCGAGAAUUCGGGUGCAUUGUUAGUGAAUCGAAUCGAGAGAAGUGAAACGUGAAACGCGUAAACUCCUUUCGUGUACAACGCGAAUCGUGUGCAAUCAAUUUUUUACGGUUGUACAGGUUGCAGUGUGCCCGGUGGUCAUUAUAUUCGCGUGACUUUACACCGUGCCGACCGCGGCGGCCACCCGGUAGACGGACGCCGUCGUCGCCGCGUGCAUUUUGUAGAAUUGACAACGAGCUGGGAAUAUAUGCAUUUUCAAGAGAGACGUAGGAAGAUCACGUAAAAAAAGGAAAAGUGAAAGGAGAAAAAGAGGACAAAUAGUGCGUGAGCGCAAAGAAAGACAAGUAGCAAGGUGAAAAAGGAGAGACAGACGCAGAGAUAAAGGGAUAGAGAAAGACAGAAGCAGAGUGUGAAUAGUUUGGUGAUCGCAGUGUGACCACGUACAGUGAAAAUACUCAACUAUCAAUCAACUUCGAGUGCUGGGACGCCAAGUGGGAUAUUAAGGGAGAGCGAGUCGCCUCCGACAGGAGACGGUGUUCACUGAACCGUGAUGCAUUGGAGAUUCGGCGGUUUUUAUCCGAAGACCGACCAGAAGUUAGUGUUGCAAAAGCAGUUUGUGUGACAAAGCCUAAAAGACAGCAAGAGUGCUAAAACAUUGUACUAGUUGGACUAAAAGAGGCAUCUCCGCUGUGAGUGUCUUGUCAAGAUAGAUUCUGUUGUCUUCUACUGUUGUUGGAGCAGAAGGGGGAGGGAAGCAGUUGUAAUUUCUAUAUAGUGAUACUGAGAGCGCACAGUGAAAACAAUAAAAAUAGGGGGGGCGGUCUGCUGACCGAUGGACAAACGGAAGAUGAUGCCCAAACGCCCUCGUAUGGAGAACUUGAGGGGUCCGAUUGCUAACGGACCAAUUCAAACACGACCACUAGUUGCACUUCUCGAUGGUCGUGAUUGUUCUAUUGAAAUGCCCAUCCUUAAAGACGUCGCAACUGUUGCCUUCUGCGAUGCACAAUCCACCUCAGAAAUACAUGAAAAGGUAUUAAAUGAAGCAGUAGGUGCAUUGAUGUGGCACACGAUAAUUCUGACGAAGGAAGAUUUGGAAAAGUUUAAAACACUUCGAAUCAUCGUUCGGAUUGGUUCCGGUGUGGAUAAUAUCGACGUCAAGGCAGCUGGAGAGCUUGGCAUUGCGGUAUGUAAUGUGCCUGGCUACGGGGUUGAAGAAGUAGCUGACACUACUCUUUGCCUCAUCUUAAAUCUUUAUCGGCGCACUUAUUGGCUUGCCAAUAUGGUGCGCGAAGGCAAGAAGUUCACAGGACCAGAACAGGUGAGAGAAGCAGCAACUGGUUGCGCAAGGAUACGGGGCGACACGUUGGGUAUUGUCGGCCUCGGUAGAAUUGGUUCCGCUGUUGCGCUGCGUGCCAAAGCGUUUGGCUUCACCGUCAUCUUUUACGAUCCUUAUUUGCCAGAUGGUAUCGAAAAAUCACUAGGUCUCACCAGGGUUUACACAUUACAGGAUUUGCUGUUCCAAUCAGAUUGUGUAUCUCUGCACUGUACCUUGAAUGAACACAAUCAUCAUUUAAUAAAUGAAUAUACUAUUAAACAGAUGAGACCGGGAGCAUUUUUAGUCAAUACAGCGCGAGGUGGUUUAGUGGAUGAUGACGCGCUGGCCGCGGCGCUCAAACAGGGUAGAAUCCGCGCGGCCGCACUAGACGUCCAUGAAAAUGAACCAUACAACGUCUUUCAGGGUCAGUCCGCGAAUCAGUGUCCAUUGAAAGAUGCACCCAAUCUGUUGUGCACUCCACAUGCCGCCUUCUACAGUGACGCAAGCUGCACCGAGUUACGCGAGAUGGCGGCGAGUGAGAUACGACGGGCGAUCGUCGGACGCAUACCCGACUGCCUACGCAACUGCGUGAAUAAGGAAUACUUCCUUUCUUCGACUGGUUAUCCCGAGGGCAUCAACGGCGGAUACUAUGCUGGGGCGCUGCCGGUACAACAGACGGCGCAUUCGACGACUCCUCACGAUACUGCGCCUCCACCCCCGGUUCCCGGUGCCGGCGGUGGGCACUCCGUCGUCGGCGGCGGUGGCGGUGGUGGCGGUGGCGGAGGUGGCGGCGGCGGGGCCGGCGGUGGUGGGGGCGGGGGUGGCGGGAUCGGCGGGCCCAACUCCUCGUCCUCGUCCGCCGUAACGGUGGCGGGGGCCGCGGGCGGCGGGGCCGGCGGCGCGGGAGGUACGGGCGGCGGGCCCGCAGGGCCGCAGGGCCCCCUGCCGCUGUCGGCGGCGGCGGACCCCGUCCGCCGCGGGCGUGGUGGGUGCGGUCGCCGCCGGCGGGCCCGGCGGCGGUGGUCCCGCGGCCGGGGCCCCCCACCGCCGGACUGCCCGGUCUACCACACAGCAUAGUGAGCGAGCCCGACCCCCGGCCGAGCCCGCCCGCCCCGAGCCCCCGUUGACCUUGAAAAACAUAACCACCCUCUGAUAACACGAAUCAACCAUUUAGCUCCCUUUCCAUCCCCUCCCUCCAGUAUACACUCAACUUGAGCUGCUACUCGACUACCACAUCGAGCACUACAUCACUUCUAAUUUUCUGCCCUAUAUUAUUUGAUUAAAUCAUUUUGUCAAGCAACUAGAAGUAAUUGCUAUUGUUACUUCUGAAGAUGGGAAUAUUAAGGAUGUUACUGGCGACAAACGGCCGAUACGACUGCCCCGUAAAAUCUGUCCGCUCCGCUGCUUCCGAGAAAUUUUAGAAGGAGUUUGUGCUUGAGAGAGAAUGAUAAAGAUACGUAAAGAAGGAGAAUAAGUGUGAAUGGAAGAAAUGUCGAAUUCGAUUGAAUACACGUUAGUUUAUAUUUGUUCUGGUGUACACUAAAGGUUCAUAUAAAAUGUACUAUGUAAAGGUAGGUACACGAACUUGCAUAAAGGCUUCAAUACAGAUGAUGCAGAUUUAUGCAUAAGUUUACAUAAAUUUGUAUACAAAUUAGCAUAAAGGCAUAGAGUUGCUUAGAUGUUAUACAUAGUGCAUAAUUUAGUCAGAUCGGUCAAGGAAGAUACUCUUAGCAUAAGUUUUCAUAUUGUUUAAUUGAAUAAACAUUAAGAUAUUGAAGUAAUUUAGUGAAAUUUGUUAUUAUAAUCGACAUUUUGUUAACGUCCCAAUAAUAAUUACAAUUUCUAAAUUAGUUUUACUGUAUCCUUAUUACAAUUGUAUUCAUUCUUUUAGUUGUUGCAAGCUUUCCUGAAAUUGUUGAUGAACAAAAUAGAAUUAUAUUGCGAUUAUUUCUUCAUUUAGUUUGAUUAGCAUAAAAUAGUAAAAGAUGUGUUAAUUUUAGAACAAAAAAAUAAAAACCGCAAUAUCUGUAGAUAUUUGAUUUAUUUAUAGUAAACAGUAAUAGUUACAUUUGAAAUAUUGGAUUGCAUAUACAUCUGUGUACUUGACGGGUUAUUGCUAUAUGUAUUUUUAUUUAAACAAAAUAAUCUCAUGUUGAUUAAAAGCAGGAAAUAUUGUCCUAUUAAAAUUCAGCAUAAAUUUAAAUAUUUCUGUAAUUGUUAAAGUUAUUUCAAACAAUAUGUUUAUCUUGAAAAGUUUUAUUAUUAUCUUGAAAAACUUUAUUAUUAACUGGAAAUCUCUCUUAACUGAUUUUGAAUUUAUUGAUUAUACUUAAAGUUUUUGUUCAUUUAUUAUAAAUUGUUUAAUUCUGACACAUCUAAAACUAUCUAAUUAAUAUGUAUAUUUAUCAAAACGUUCCAUUAAAAACGUGGAAAUAUAUGUUGUCCAUAUUAUCGAUCAAGGCUCUUACGUUAUGUCUACUUAAGUAAGUUAGUAUGUAAUAACAGAAGCUUUAUUUUACAUCAGUGCAUACAGGUGUAUUCAAUCAAAUUGGCUAGAGAGAGUUAGUAAGUGCGCGUGCGUGUGUGCGUGCGCGCGUGAGUGAGAGAGAGAAAAUACGCAUGUGCGUGCAUGUGUUUUGUGAGAAAUAGUGUGACGAGUAAAUAAAAGCAAUGCGUAAGAAAAAGAAAAAAUAGCGCACACAAAAAAAUAAAGAGGAAAGGAAAAAAACAGUGAAAAGAGAAAAAGGAAUUGAAAAUUGCAGUAUACUCAUUCAUAUACGUGAUUUUACGUUCUCAUGUUUGCAUUUGUACAGUCGUACGGAUAAGAAAGUGCAUUUUUGAUGUAAUUUUUGUGACCAAACCAAAUACAGUUAGUAUAAUGAAGACCAGUCAGUCAGUCAAUCAAUCAGUCAGUCAGUCAGUCAGUCAGUCAGUCAGUCAGUCAGUCAGUCUCUCUCUCUCUCUCUCUCUCUCUCUCUCUCUCUCUCUCUCUCUCUCUCUCUCAAUCUUCCAGUAAUUGCAUUAAUUUUAUAUGGCAUUUGUUUGAUUUGGGCGCGCUCUCUUUUGCACUUUCUCCUUACGAAAAAUCUCUAAAUCUUAUAAGUAAAUUGUGUGGAAAAAGUAUAUUAGUAAUUAAAUAGAAACGAGAAGAGAUUCGUAUUAAGGUUCGAUGAAAUUUGUAUUUGAUAUAAUAAUAAUAAUAAUGAUAAUAAUAAUAAUGAUGAUGUAAAUGUAUUAGGUUGAUUAUAAAAAACAAGAAAAUAUGUUUAUUAUUUUCGAUAUACGUAUUAUUAAAACAAUUUUAAUUCUUGUUUUAUAUAAUUUUUAAAUAAAAUUAUAUUUUGUUUAUUCUUAAUAAACAAUUCUAUAUAAAACUAUGUGAAUUAAUUUGCAUAGUUUGUAGUAGAAUAAAAAAAUUUAAGAACAAAAAGAAAUAGAUAUAAGAAUUCCUUCAAAAUAGGAAAGAAAUAUAUGAACGAAUUUUGAUCAAUCUAAUACAUCCAUUACCGUGAAAGUAAAUAAUUGGUAUUUGUACAAAGUCACCGAUGAUUCGACAGAAUCAAGAGUGUUUGCAUUAUAAGCAUAAUGAAAUUUUGAAAUUAAACUUAUACACACAUGUGUGCGUGCGUGCGUGUGCGUGUGUGUGUGUGUGUGCGUGUGUGUGUGCGCGCGCGCGCGCGCGCGUGUGUGUGUGUGUGCGCGUGCGUGCGUGCGUGCGUGCGUUGCGUUCGCGCGCGUGUGCAUGCGUGUGUGUGUAUACACUGGUGUUCAAUAAUCAAUUUAUCAUUAUUAGCACAUGAUCUUUAUCAUCAUUAGCACAUAAUUUUCAAGUAUAUUCAAUAACCAUUCAAAUUUUCAGAUCCGUAUUUAAAAUAUUUAAUUGUUGAUAGAUUUCGAUGAAUUUGUUAAAUUACAGAUGAUUAUAAAAAAGAGAUACACGCGAGUUUCUUACAUUCAUCAAGUAAUAAAUAAUUUGCAGAAUUAUAUUCGAACUUUUAUAGAUUUCAUUUUAUUUACUUUACAUUAUAAAUAAUUUUGUCGCAAAAUAUUCAUUUAAAUAUUCAAAUUUUCGAGUAUAGAAUCAUAUACAAAAGAGGAAAAGUCUGUAGUUAAUAAAGAAAUAAUGUAUCAGAUUGA
This is a messenger RNA of Solenopsis invicta (red fire ant), 5522 nucleotides long. RefSeq names its product C-terminal-binding protein (gene CtBP). Bases 903 to 2462 code for a protein of 519 amino acids. NCBI's taxonomy places the organism in Eukaryota, Metazoa, Arthropoda, Insecta, Hymenoptera, Formicidae. The transcript is spliced from 8 exons. The record is from RefSeq and is a predicted model, not a curated record. Gene Ontology annotation, molecular function: NAD binding; transcription corepressor activity; oxidoreductase activity, acting on the CH-OH group of donors, NAD or NADP as acceptor.